Messenger RNA from Labeo rohita (rohu), 3858 nucleotides. It is a transcript of the gene gnrhr2, whose product is annotated as gonadotropin releasing hormone receptor 2. The record is from RefSeq and is a predicted model, not a curated record. The transcript has 3 exons. Bases 240 to 1481 code for a protein of 413 amino acids. Gene Ontology annotation, molecular function: gonadotropin-releasing hormone receptor activity; peptide binding. Gene Ontology annotation, cellular component: membrane. NCBI's taxonomy places the organism in Eukaryota, Metazoa, Chordata, Actinopteri, Cypriniformes, Cyprinidae. Gene Ontology annotation, biological process: G protein-coupled receptor signaling pathway.
UCUGGGGUCAACAACGAGUCAUGAUCAUCCAAUAAAGGGAAGAAGGUAUUUUUACGUUUAAGGUUAUUUUUUUACGUUUCCUGUAGCCUAUUAAAUAAGUAAAGAAUGUAAAUAGUUUAUGAACUAAAAAAGCAUUUGGAUUUACCUUCUUAGGAUUCAUUUUUAGCGUCCACGUGUUUGCCAAGUUACCAAACUAACUGACCCGGCCGUUAAAACACUGAAAAAAGGAGCAGGAAAGCAUGAACUCAACAGUUUAUAACAUUGAGGAUGUUUUUCAAAUGAACUCCACUUGUAAGUAUGACGCCAAACACUUGAACUCGAGCAGCACGGAAGAUCUUCCUCAUCCUCCUCGUCUUCCGCGCUUCACCACCGCGGCUCAGGUCCGAGUGACGCUCACCCUCAUCCUGUGCGCGCUGUCCGCAUGCUGCAAUCUCGCCGUGCUUUACGCAGCCAACCACAACCACAGAAAACGGUCCCACGUUCGGCUCAUCAUCAGCAAUCUGGCGGUGGCGGAUUUACUGGUGACGUUCAUCGUCAUGCCGCUGGACGCGGUGUGGAAUAUAACGGUGCAGUGGCUCGCGGGGGAUGUCGCGUGCAGGACGCUAAUGUUCCUCAAACUCAUGGCUAUGUACUCGUGCGCAUUCGUGACCGUGGUUAUAAGUCUGGACCGACAGGCUGCUAUUCUCAACCCUCUGUCCAUCAACAAAGCGAGGAAGAGAAAUAAAGUUUUGCUGAGUGCAGCAUGGACCAUGAGUGUCGUGUUAUCCGUACCACAGGUGUUUGUUUUCCACGUUGUGGUGAUCGAUUCCCCCAAGCGGUUUAUCCAGUGUACAACCUAUGGCAGCUUUAGCUCACGCUGGCAGGAGACACUUUACAACAUGCUUACCUUCACCUUCCUCUUCCUCUUACCACUCUUCAUCAUGAUCUCCUGCUACACAAGGAUACUCUUUGAGAUCUCCAAGAAAAUGACCGAAGACAACUUGCUGUCCAGCAAAGUGCAGUUGCGCAGGUCUAAAAACAACAUCCCUAAGGCACGCAUGCGCAUGCUGAAGAUGACUGUGGUCAUUGUGCUGUCAUUCAUUGUGUGUUGGACACCCUACUACAUGCUUGGCUUGUGGUACUGGUUCUGGCCUGCUGGCCUGGAGGAAACAGUGUCCCAGUCCCUCUCGCACAUCCUUUUUAUAUUCGGGCUGUUAAAUGCUUGUUUGGACCCCAUCAUCUAUGGUCUCUUCACCAUUCCACUAUGCAUGAGGCACCGACAGCAUGAACAUAACAUUGUAGCCUUUGAGCUGGAGAACACUAAUAACUCUUUGAUGACCUCCAUUAGAACUUCCACAUCUUCGCUCACUUUAAAGAGACUGACAGUUCAGCAGACUCCUAGAGAAAAGCUAGAAUGGGACAGAGAGUAUGUGCAGAGGAUUGAGGAUGAUGAGGUAAAGAAUGGUGUGGCCUUUGCAAGUCAUUCCUCCUGUACGGACUAAAAGCCAAAAUGCAUGAGUUGUCUAUAUGUAUGAUAGCUUUCCAUUUCAUUUUCUUGUCAUCUAAGAUGUUCAUGUCUUUCUUUCUUCAGUCGUAAAGAAAUUAUGUUUUUUGAGGAAAACAUUUCAGCAUUUUUCUCCAUAUAAUGGACUAAUAUGAUGCCCCGAUUGUGAACUUCCAAAAUGCAGUUUAAAUGUGGCUUCAAACUAUCCCAAAUCCAGUUGUAAACGAUCCCAGCCGAGAAAGAAGGGUCUCGUCUAGCGUAACAAUUGGUUAUUUAAAUAAAAAUAAUACAAUUUAUAUACUUUUUAAUGCCAAACGCUCAUCUUAUUGUCUUAUACUCUGCCUGGACUGUUUUUGUUCCGGUUCAUGACAGUUAGGGUAUGUCGAAAACUCCCAUCAACUCCCUUAACUUCAAAAUCGUCCUAUAUCACUGUUUUACCUUUUUUGUUAAGGGUGUUUGAUCUUUUUUGCAUGUUCACUUUGCAAAGACUGUGUCAGUACUUCUGCAGCGACGUAGGAUGAUUUUGAAAUGAUUUUUGAAGUUGAGGGAGAAAAUACAAUUGUGAGUUUUGUGACAUACCCUAACUGUCUUGAGUCAGAAUACACAGAGUUCAGGGAGAAAAAGGCAAGAUGAGCAUUAGAGAUUAAAAAGUAUUUAAAUUGUAUUUUUUAAUGAAAAUAACCGAUCGUUUCGCUAGAUAAGACACUUCUUCGUUUAGAGUCCUUUGAAGCUGCACUUAAACUGGAUUUUGGAAGUUCAAACUCGGGGGGCACCGUAUAAGUCCACUAUAUGGAGAGAAAUCCUGAAAUGUUUUCCUCAAAAAACAUAAUUUUACGACUGAAGAAAGAAAGAUGUGAACAUUUCGGAUAACAAGGGUGUAGCGGUUUGGCCAAUCAGACACACAAUUGUUAAUUUGAUUUACAAUUAUUCAUUAAAUUAACAAAUAAUCACAGACCCCCUCACCCACAACACUGGCUGCCGGGAUGUCUCCAAUGGCCCAUCAGGCCCCUGGUUACCAUGGCAACCAGAAUACCUCGGCCAGAUCAGAUAAACUUUAUGACCUACAAGUAUGUAGAGAGAAUCUUCCCCUACUUAAAUCUCUCUAAAACAGAAACAUACUGCUAUAGGAAAUUAAUACUUUUAUUCAUUCACAGACAAACCUUUCUUUGAUCUUCCUAUCGCACAUAGCCCCAGGUCAUUGUGUAUAGUGUUACUGCCUUGUAAUUUUGUGUUUUUCAUUAUGCACUGUUAUCAUCUAAAUGAUGGUGUAUAUUAUAUGUUGAUUCCCUUGCAUAGUGUAUUUAUAUAGUGUUUUAUAUAUAGUGUUUUAAAAAAAACCUUAGUAGUUUUUGCAUCAACACCCAAUCGAAUUACAUAUGCAAAAUACCAUGCUCACUCCAAAAGUGAAAGUCACUAUUGGCUCUUGGACCUCCUGGAGGUGUAGCUUCCAGGAACCUUAAAAGCAUCAUGCACAUGCUUUCUCCCUCUAUUUCUCUUCUGCAAAAUCUUCCGAUUGCUGCCCAUGUGAAGGAACCCACGGGGAGCCUGAGUCAGCACAGGGCGUGCCCGACAGGCCCCAACAUAUAGAGCUGUGGCUCUCGACCACAAAGAAUCAGACCAAUAACACUGAACUCCAUUUUCGCUUAACCCUGGAAUUCAUCCUCAUGGAAAUUUCUCAUUUCUCGCUUCUUCUGCGUCUUUUCUUUUAGUUUCUUCACUCAUCUCACAUGAGUGACUCACCUCAGCCAGUCAUUGGUUCUUUUAGAACCUAAGAGGAUGAGGAGGAUGAGCUAGAACUCGUCAGGACUUCCCUAAGCGUGCGCCAGGCCUUGCAGCCUUGUCUUUCCAUUCCCCAAAGAUCACAGGACUUCAGCUGGGUCCCUCUCAGCUCUUGGUUCUUCUUCACUUUUCACAUGGGAAGAAACUCCCAGUCACCAUCGAGUCAGAACAUUUUUGGAGUUCAUCACUCUUCAGACCCAGAAAAAAAAUGUGAUCGUGAUUCCAAAACCACCACUGCUCCAAACCAUCAAGACCUUCACCCGAGACUGCAUUCGGACACUUGUUCAACGACCAAGGCAAUGCAAGUAUCGUACAUUUAACUAAACAAAACAGAGGUUUAGUGUAAGCUGUAGACAGCACUGAUGGUUUCACUCAGAUGGGUAACUGACUCUUUUCAUAGCUACAUUCUCUUGUCUCUCUAAUGGCUUCUCACUGACCCUUCCCCCAUGUAUGAGUGAUUUCAUGUUUGUUUGUUUAGAUUAGUUAUGUGUUAGUCCUUUGUUAAUAAAACUCUUGUGCACAAAUUACAUGAGUUUUGAUUCUGAUUCUGCCUUGUAAAUUAAUGUCCCUUUACGAUUUCGAUUCGAGCUACAUGC